AUGAUAACGCGCAUUUCUGCCUAUUAUCACCAAAUAAAGAACGAUACCAAAGUAAAUGUUGUUGGAGGUUAUAAUUUCAAUGGGACAAAUGGACAACGAGACCCAUUCAGUCAGACAUACAAUCCAGGGUGGCAGGAUCCCCCAAACUUUAAAUUGGACAGACAAAAUGAGCAAGCUCAACCUAGUCAUAGAGCUUCAUCUAGCUCAGCACCUUUUUCUUCGAGGCUUGCAAGGCCAAAGGAGCUCGUGGAAGACAAGGAUAAGGAGCUAUUGGAGAUGUUAAGGAAGGUGGAAAUCAACAUUCCCCUCCUUGAUGCUGUAAAACAAAUUCCAAAGUAUGCCAAAUUUCUCAAGCAACUAUGCACGAGGAAGAGACAAGCAAAAGAGAAAGAGAGGAUGGUGGUAAGUCAAUCAGUGUCUGCGAUCCUUCAAAAGAACUUGCCUGAAAAACAAAAGGAUCCAGAACCUACGUCCAUUUCAUCUGCAUCAAUGUUGCUUGGUCGGACUUUCAUGGAAACGACCAAAACAAAGAUCGAUAUGGAUGAAGGUACUUUGUCUGUUGAGUUUGAAGGUGAAGAAGUAGUUUGGGACGUCUAUGAUGAUGACGAGGAUGAUUUAACCGAUUUGAUUUCACUUGCACCUAAAGUGGAGCUGAAGGAGCUUUCUGACCAUCUGAAAUAUGCGUAUCUAGGAGAAGUUGAAACAUUUCCCGUGAUUAUUUCAAAGAAUUUGACUGAUGAGCACGAAAAGCAGGUGGUGAAGGUCUUGCAAACAUACAAGCUUGCCAUUGGGUGGACAUUGGCGGACAUCAAAUGUAUUAGCCCUGUUAUCCUGAUUAACCAAGAAGAUCAACAAAAGAUGAACUUUACAUGCCCUUAUGGCAUCUUUGUUUUUAGGAUGAUGCCGUUUGGGCUAUGUAACGCUUCAGAUACUUUCCAGGGCUGCAUGAUGAGUAUCUUCUCUAAAUUUAUUGAGAGCUAUAUGGAGGACUUUUUGUCAAACUUGUCUAGGGUUCUAGAGCGAUAUAUUAAGUCUAACCUUGUGCUUAAUUUUGAAAAAUGUCAUUUUAUGCCCUCACAUGGGAUUGUACUUGGACAUAUUAUUUCUGAGCAUGGUAUAGAGGUCGAUUUUGCUAAAGUUAAUGUUAUUGCUAAGCUCUCUUACCCCACAAACAUGAGGGAGGUUCAAUCUUUUCUUAGGCAUGCAGGUUUCUACCAUUGGUUUAUCAAGGAUUUUAGUAAAAUUGCUCAGUCAAUGGUCUCUCUUCUUCACAAUGAUGUUUCCUUUGAAUUUUAUGAUGAAUGCAAGACAAUCUUUGAUGUGCUGAAGAAUGCCCAAUCGUGUGCUAUAGUUAUUCUGGCUCCUCGUUGGGAUCUUCCCUUCGAUAUCAUGUGCAACGUAAGCAACCAUGCUGUUCGAGCGGUUUUGGGCUAG
This is a messenger RNA of Benincasa hispida (wax gourd), 1434 nucleotides long. NCBI's taxonomy places the organism in Eukaryota, Viridiplantae, Streptophyta, Magnoliopsida, Cucurbitales, Cucurbitaceae. The record is from RefSeq and is a predicted model, not a curated record.